This is a messenger RNA of Leguminivora glycinivorella, 2623 nucleotides long. RefSeq lists its product as uncharacterized. The record is from RefSeq and is a predicted model, not a curated record. The transcript is spliced from 10 exons. NCBI's taxonomy places the organism in Eukaryota, Metazoa, Arthropoda, Insecta, Lepidoptera, Tortricidae. The coding region runs from base 250 to 1248 and encodes 332 amino acids.
ACUCCCGCGCAAGCCUUGAGCCAGUCCCGCGCCGCACACCGUCGCACGCGCACGGCCACCAUCUUUGAAAAAAAAAACGAACCAUAAAGUUAAAAGUUUAGUGAUAUGUGUAUUCUGAUCUAAAGUGAAAAGUGAUAAGUGCGGUGACCAAGAUGGCAGUAUUUAAGUUUAUGUUGUGUGUAAGCUUUCUUACUUUCCGGAGUUCUUGCCAAAGGUUCAGAAUCGCAGAUAGAAUGCACGCCCGAAGUGAUGAAGGUGACAGUGCCCAUGGACGGCGACAGGCAACUCUCAUACCUGGACCAGCUUAAAGACUACAAACCAUGCAAGCCAGCCAUGGAGGACAACGUGGCCACAUUCAUGCUGGACCUACAGGAUCCACACACCUGUGGGGUCACGAGAGUGCUCAACAAACUUACUGGCAAACGCACGUUUUACCACAAGAUCGUGAUAGAAACGGCAGGCGGUCGCGAAACGCACACGGUGCGUUGCGUGGCUGCUGGGAAACGCGUCGCUAGGGCUGUGGACUUCCCUUUAGACCUCAUUGAGCCUGAUGUAAUAAACAUCACUAGAAACAAACAAGGUUAUGGGCCUGAUCCCAUCCUAGCGGCUGUUGUCAAGCAAAAUGGGCAGCAAGUGACAGGAGAGAUCUCCGUGAGUCCAGGGACGCCUCUGUCCAUGGAAAUCAACCUGGACGAGAAAUCCAAGUCUGUCUAUGGUCUCCUGAUCAACUACAUGCAUGUUACUGACACUGGGAAGCAGCAGGAGACUAUUAUAUUUAAUGGUUGUUCCGUCGACCCGUACCUCUUCGACAACUUCGUAACGACGGACGAUGGAGUGCUGGCAGCCAAGUUCAGGGCGUUCAAGUUCCCUGACACGUCUUAUGUGCAGUUCAAGGGAACCGUUACUGUGUGCCUCGAUAAAUGUCAAGGGGUACAAUGUACCAACGGAGUAACCGGCUACGGACGCCGGCGCAGAUCCAUAGCCUCCGGAGACAACUCCAACAAGGUGUAUGAGGUGUCUCUGACAACCUUUAUUAAGGUUGAUUGGAAGGAGGGCGAGAAACAGGCAGAAGACGUCCUAGCUCUUCUCAAGAACUUGAAAGUGGCGAAUCAGCGGCUAGAAGACACCGAGGACACAGACUCGAGUCCAAUAGUUCUGUACCCUGAAGAAAUAGUGGCUGACUCCGCCACUGCUCUAAGAUGUAGUGUACUUGUAGCUUUAAGUUUAUUAUUAGUUCUGUUUAAGUAAACAGUUUGUACAAGCUCGAUUAUUCAAAAUAAUGACGUUAAUACAAGUUUCAAUUUUGUUACAAUCUGAUAUUUUCGCCUACAGGUCAAAAUUUUGUCUUGUAUAAAUAUUUACAAAUGUCAGAUAUUUUACAAAUUGAGGCUUGUAAAAUUUUGUGGAUAUGGGAGUGUCCUGUAGCAGGUACGAAUUAUAAGAGCUAACUUUACAUGCCAAGUAUAAUCCAUCACUAUAGGACUUAGAGAUCUGUCAAUUACCAAAUCAAUAAGAAAAGAUAUACGACGCCACUUGUCAACGAAAAAAAAUGUUUAAUACCUAUUAAUGUCAAACCACUUUUGGUGAUAAAAUACUAAAAUAUUUAUGAACGACAUUGUGUCGUGACUGUCACCGAAUGAGGUAAAACCAUUGAAUUUAGAUUCGUGUGACUUUUACAAAUGUUUCUGAGCAAAAGGGCUUGUAAAAACUGCUAAGUAUUGUAAGCAUGAUCUUAUGAAUAUAAUGUAGUCACACAGUCAUGAAGAAUCUCAAUCUUUGAGCAUUGGUAAAAUGCUAUUCAGAUCUCAAACUGAAUAUUUUGAAGUCUAUAUUUUCAUUCUUAUCAUUCGUCAGUCAAAUACGGGGAUCAUAUUUUGUCAAGGAAAACCAAUCUAAGAACUUAUGAAUUUCCACUAUUUAGGAUUUGGCCGCCAUGACUAUUUACCCAAAAGGAGAGAACAGUGUUAGAAAGUAGGUAUUCUGAUUCAUUUUAUCUGCUAUGGCUGGCUGUGGCGGUAAAGAGAUAAAUGUUAAAUGGGUUUGACACAUACGUGUUGUCAUGGGCUGACAACAGAUGUAAUGAGAAAUGAUUUUUCUCGUAUUUUCACGAAAACACACGAAUAUAUCAUGGUAUUUCAGUCAGUCUCAGUACAAGAAGGACUAACGUUGACCGAACUAGCCCAACAAAUACGAACGUUUCCGAGAAAAUACCAUGCAAAACUAUUAUGCACACUACAAAAGUAAGAUACUCUUAUGUAAUACAUAUGAUUGUAUAAUAAUAUGUUGUCAUCUCCUUAGAUGAAGUUAUUGUGUACUUACUAAAGAAACCUAAUACUUUAGCUUUGGAUCGAAGAUAAUGUAAAAAAAAAGGAAAGAAGAUAGACGUAAGACCAAUACCUCGUUGACAAACAACGAAUUUAGUUUUAAGCGAAAAGUGAUUUUAACUUAUUUUAAGAUGCCCUUUAAUUUUUUAAUUUAACUAAGUAUCGCUUUUAAUUGGCAGUUUCGCAUUACUUUGAAGUUUUUUAAGUAAUAGCGUUAGAGUUUUCAAGACAUCUAUAGACGUCUUUAUAUUGCAUCGUGCGUGAAGCGCCAGAUGUUUCAAAAAUAUUGAGAUUUUGAC